UUGUAAAUAAUACGUGUGCAUUUGAUACUAUUCUAUCGAUAAUCUGCAUUGGCUAUUAUGAUUUUCCAAAAUAUAAAAACUAUAUUGAAAAUAUGAGUAACGAUUUUUUGCAAUUUUGUAAGUCGAUUGCAAUACACGGAGCUUCAACAAAAGACUACCAUAAGAGAUAUGAAAUUUUAAAAAUAAGUGGAAUAUUGGAGAGACCAAAUUCCGAAAUGAGUGGUGUACAAUGUUAUGACGCCCAAUGUAAUAUACAGAAUCUCAUAAAGCAAUUGAAAGUUAUAUCGGGUAAAAAAAAUAUCAACUGUGAUAGAUGUUCAUUGGUAAAUAAUGAAUAUCUCAACCUGUUAAGCCCUAAUAUGAAAAUAAUUGGUGCAAAAGGAUUUACUAAAGAAAUAUUAGAAGAAGAAAUACAUAAAUAUAUAUCAACCAAGCAAGAACUUUGUAAUUCAUGUGAUCAUUAUAUCGAAACAAUCUAUGAAGUAGAACCUCAUAUUUUUAUUGACGUUGAUCUUUUGGGCUAUUAUGGAGAUGCAAACUGCAAAAUAUCAUCCAUUCCCACAACUAUAAUGAUAUAUAAAAAUCAGUUCAGCUUACUAGGAAUUGUCGAUUUCAUUGGGAAUAGUAUUUUAGAAGUCAACCAAACAAUGGGUCACUACACAGCCUACAUAAGAAGGUCAGACAACUGGGAACAUCACGAUGAUCUUAAGAAGAAGACCAGACGCGUUUCAUCAGAACAAAUUAUUAAUCCGCAUAUCCUAAUUUAUGUAAUGAUGUAAAAAGCCUAAUAUUUACGAUAUUAUUUACAAUUAUUUUUUACAAUUAUUAUAAAUUAACAUAAACAUAACUAUUUUUUAUCAACAUAACAACAAAAGCUAUACAGAUUUUUUUUUAUACAAAAAUAAAGUAUUGUUAUUUAAUAUUAUUUUAUAUGAACACUAUUAAAUGAAGAAGUC
This is a messenger RNA of Acyrthosiphon pisum (pea aphid), 956 nucleotides long. RefSeq lists its product as uncharacterized. The transcript is spliced from 2 exons. The coding region runs from base 93 to 779 and encodes 228 amino acids. NCBI's taxonomy places the organism in Eukaryota, Metazoa, Arthropoda, Insecta, Hemiptera, Aphididae. The record is from RefSeq and is a predicted model, not a curated record.